AUGUCUGGUGAAAAAGAAGAGGAAUGGAACGCCACUUCAAUUUCAAAGGAUGAGGAGGAAAUCUCUCAGAUUUCUGAAAGCCAAGGAGCUGGUUCUAAUGCUAAUGAAAUGGGCAAAAUCUCAGAAGUUCCUGAGAUGCACACAAAUCCAGAUAUAUUACAAUCAGGGACAAGUUCUGAAAUGGCAGAGAGUUCCUCAAGCAGCAGACAGCAGGAACAAAAGUCAGGCGAAUUCCUGAAGAACCUUACAGAUCUAUUGGAAAGUGCUCAUGAGGUUUCUCAAAGAGAUUCAGAAGAAAAUACUCUGCACUCUCCAAAGAAACUUGAAAUAUCACAAAAGAUUCCAGUUACUUCAAUGCCUGAAACAAAGGAUACUGAUCUCAUGGCUUAUAUGUAUGCUGAAGGAUUAUGUGAAAUCCCUUCUGAUUUUUUUGAAGGGCAAGUGAGAAAAACCUUACUACAAUCUAUCGAGAAUGCUAAACCAACUGAAAAGGUAUCAAUAGAUAUGCUUUCUGAAUUGAUGCUGGAUGAUUACACAGUUCAGUUAAAUGCUAAAGGACUGACGGAAAUUCCUACAGGAAUUUUUGAUAUCAAAGGGUUAAAAUACUUGCAAUUAAACCACAAUGAAAUAAAAAUAAUUCCAAAAGCAAUAGGUACACUGACAAACCUAGACAUAUUAUCCAUGGAAGGAAAUCAGUUAACAUCAUUACCUCCACAAAUUUCCCGACUUCAAGACUUAAGAACGCUAAACAUCAGUCACAACCAAAUAUCAUGUCUUCCCUAUGAAUUUUCAAGACUGAAGAAUCUCAGGUGCCUUUUGAUCAGCCAUAACAACUUUGAGGAGUUCCCUUCUUCAUUGGAAAGUCUUGUAAGACUGGAAAUUUUAGAUCUCAGUGGGAACAAAUUAACUUUGCCAGAGAGUAUCAUUAGCAUGAAAAAAUUGACUGUGCUUUGCUUGGAAUCCAGUUGUAUUUCAAUAUUCCCAAAGGUUCUGUGCUAUCUUCCGAAUCUAAGUAAACUCAGUUUGUCAAAAAAUCAGAUCAAAAGUUUACCAAAGGAAAUUAAGGAACUUAAAAUGUUAAAAGAACUUUCACUGAAGCACAACAAGCUUAUAUUUCUGCCUGUACAGCUUUUUCAAUUGAUCAAUUUAGAAAAACUGAGCUUAAAAGAUAACCAGUUGGAAAGUCUUUCAGAUAAGGUAGAGAGCUUGCAAAAACUCCAAAAUCUCAAUCUUGCCAAAAAUUUAUUGAAAAGCAUUCCAGAUAAUCUUUGUAGUUGUACCAUGCUGGAACGUCUGAUCCUUAAUGACAAUCAGCUAAAAGAGCUACCCAGCGAUCUGCACAAGCUAAGAUAUCUAAGGGAAAUUAGCAUAAACAGAAAUAAACUGAUCUACUUAGAUGAACAAAUAGCAUUCUUUAAAUCUCUCUCAGUUAUAGAAGCAUCAGGAAAUUCAUUAAUGUACAUUCCAGUUGAAAUAAAAAGUUGUACAGAAAUUACUAGAGUUGACAUAAGUUACAACAAAUUGGCUCUGUUUCCAGUUGGAUUGUGUGCACUGGCUGCUCUUAAACAUUUAAAUCUCAGUGGAAAUUAUAUUUCUGAAAUAAUUCCUGAAAUUAAAUUCAUUACAAUCCUGCAGUAUCUAAAUCUAAGUCAGAACAAAUUGCCCUCAUUUUCCAUACACUUAUGCACUCUUACCAACCUGAGCUACUUAGACUUAAGUAACAAUUCAAUAAGUAGUAUCCCAAUACAUGUGAAAUAUAUGAAGUCUCUUCGAGUUCUGCUCUUACACCAUAACAAAUUUGUUUUGUUUCCCAGUGAGAUAUGUGCUCUUAACCAUCUUAAGAGUCUUGAUCUUUCAGAAAAUCAGAUCAAGAUCAUACCUUCAGAGGUUUGUCAGUUGCAAGAGCUAAAAGACUUAAAUUUGUCAAACAAUUACCUUGUAUCAUUUCCAAAUGAAAUAUGCCAACUUUCAUUACUGGAGAAGCUAAUACUGUGCCAAAAAAAUGGAUUAAAGUUAAGCCAACUUCCAGAAAAGAUAUCUGAGCUGAGUUCCUUGAAAGAACUUGAUGUAUCUCAUAACGAAUUAAAGGAAUUGCCAGAAGGAUUAGGGGAGAUUAAAACUUUGUUCACCUUAACAGCAAAUGACAACUGUUUAACAAAGCUUCCCAAAAGUUUUUCUUCACUCUACAGUUUACAGCGCCUGAAUUUGAGAGACAAUAAGAUUCUAGCUUUGCCAAGUGAUCUGCACUUUCUUCAGUCCUUGAAAGAUAUAGAUUUUGAUGGAAAUCCUCUGGUUCGACCUCCACUGGAAGUCUGUAAAGGAAAACAAAUACUCACCAUUACACGCUACUUACAAUGUGCGGAUGAAAGAGAUGAUAAGAUCCUGCAGAGCGUAUUGAAGAUCAUUGCUAGCAAUAUAUCCUUUGAAAAUUUUGAAUUUUUUUGCCAAAGACUGCAACUUAAAAAUGAUGUAUACAAAUCUAUUGAAAACAACAGAUCUAUUACAGUAGAAGAGAAAGUCACACAGGCACUGGACCACUGGAAAACUGAAAAUGAAGCUUUGUCGCCUGCUGCCAUGACAGACCAGCUGAUCAGAGUAUUAACCAUGACAGGUCUAUAUUAUCUGACCAACAAAGCAAAAGCUUUAAAACUUUGUUCCAGACUAGUGAAGUUCUGA
Molecule: messenger RNA, 2676 nt
Organism: Gekko japonicus
Lineage: Eukaryota; Metazoa; Chordata; Lepidosauria; Squamata; Gekkonidae
Gene: LRRD1
Product: leucine-rich repeats and death domain containing 1
Exons: 5
Coding region: 1-2676 (891 amino acids)
Molecular function (GO): protein binding
Source: RefSeq, a predicted model, not a curated record